Notodromas monacha is the source of this 2636-nucleotide messenger RNA. The record is from the annotation of a GenBank genome assembly. NCBI's taxonomy places the organism in Eukaryota, Metazoa, Arthropoda, Ostracoda, Podocopida, Cyprididae.
CUUUAUGUUCGGAAAUGGGUGUGUAUCAAAAUUUGACUUCGAGUUAAUUUCGCGGAACUGCGUUGCGUUUCAUUGAAUAACUUCUCGUAUUUCUCUCGUGAAAAACGAUUAUAUUGAGAUAAUGGUGGUCAUGUGCACUCCUGUUCUCUCUGCUGCUGGAGAUAACAUCUCAAGUGCGGCGGAUAUGCGGUAUGAUCUUCCGGCUUCCGUUUGUCCUGGGCAGCAAAUGCUUUAAACGCAUUUGUUCCGCGCCUAAUCGUUUGAAGAAGAAAGUCUCAAAGCGUCACGGACAACACUUCGCCCAUUGUUUGUUCCUCAUCGCCUUCGUUUCCUCGUUCGUUUGGUUCUCCCUGAGAACUCUUAAUGACGAACAUGCCAAUGAUUUCGAUCCCUUUGAAAGAUACGGGGUAUUUAUUGCAAUUUUUCUUUACUUCUGUCGUAUGAUACCACUUUUAGCCUUGCCAAAUGUUCUAUUCAACCUAGCGGGUCAGAUUCGUUACUGCAUUUUUUCUGAACCUGUCGUUCAGUUGAGUUUAAUGCCUCCAAACCCACCGCACAUGAGAAUUCGGGUGGUUACUCGCGGUGACUUUCCUGAUCUCGUGAAGCGGAACGUUUCCAGGAAUGUAUCGACUUGUGUGUCCGCCGGCAUUCCGAAUUUUGCUGUCGAAGUCGUCACAGACAAUGCCAUUAGUAUCUCGCCAUUGUCAAGUCAUCCCACUGUUCGCUUACGUGAGAUUGUUGUUCCGCCGAGCUACAAGCCAAAAUCUGGUGCGCUUUUUAAAGCUCGCGCGUUGCAAUACUGCUUGGAAAACGGUGUGAAUCAGCUCGAUGACGACGAUUGGAUUGUGCAUUUGGAUGAAGAAACAGUGAUGACGGAAAAUGCUGCCCGUGGAAUCUUCAAUUUUAUCGUCAACGGAAAGGCUAAAAUCGGCCAAGGUGUUAUCACAUAUGCGAAUGAAGAAAUUGUGAGUUGGAUAACGACCCUAGCGGAUUUGGUUCGUGUCGCUGAGGAUGUUGGGAAGUACAAGUUCCAGUUCAAGAACUUCGAAAAGCCCUUAUUUGGUAUGAAGGGUUCCUAUGUAGUUACUCAGGUUGCUACAGAGCGUGCUGUGAGCUUCGACAACGGUAAAGAUGGAUCUGUCGCGGAGGAUUGCUAUUUUGCGCUUAUUGCUUCCGCAAAAGGUGUUAAAUUUGGCUUUAUAGAAGGAGAGAUGUGGGAAAAGUCGCCUUUUUCGUUUUAUGAUUUCCUCCAGCAAAGGAAACGGUGGAUUCAAGGGAUUUCCCUUGUUGUCCAUAGCUCAAAGGUUCCUAUGUCGGUGAAAUUCUUGCUGGCGCUGAACCUGUACGUGUGGAUUUGCCUCCCGUUGUGUACAUCCAACAUUGUACUGGCAGGUAUCGCUCCCGUCCCAUUACAUCCGGUCGUCAGCUUUCUUCUGGCUUUAGUUGGAGCAGGAAAUCUAUACAUGUAUCCGUGCGGGUUUUUUAGAGCCUUUCCUGUGAAACGACUCGGCAUUUUUCGUGCUGUAGCUUGUCUCUGUGGACUUGUUUUGGUUAUCCCGAUGAACGUUAUUGUUGAGAACAUUGCCGUAAUAUGGGGCAUCUUUGGCUAUAAGUACAAGUUUUACGUUGUCAAGAAGGAGCCGAUUUCGCAGGUCCUUGUGCAAGUAUGAUCUUUACUGCAUUCCGUCGAGUUAUUCUCACAUUUUCUUGAGAGGCUGUGAGAGCGUUUAAUCGAAGGAAGCUCUCGCGUUUCCUCCGGUUUUUUUUUUUUUUUUGCACAGACGGAGCUUAAGUUUUGAAGUCAUUGUUUGUAACGGUCUUUUUUUUGGCAUGGUAUUGCCGCGUGGUUUUUGUGAUUGAAUGUGUGCGCACUCCUUCGGGACCUCAUGAUGCCGUUGGUAUGAUGCAUUCUUUUUCAUAGAUUCGGAGUUAGGCAUUGAAAUGUUGAGAUCAUGUGAGCGAAAGCUAGUCAGAAUUUUCUUUCUGAAGCGUGUACUUUGUUCAUAAACCUGUUGGCCCCAUGCUUUGUGUCGCUCAUUUCCGGAUCGAGCACACUUUUGAGUUCUGUUCUCCUUGUGAUUCGAAUAUGCAGUGUCUUUUUAACUGUUGAAACUGCUCGACCUGGGAGAAUUUAGUGAAACUGCCACAUCAUUCUGAACAAAAACGUAAUUUUCAGUGAUUUUCUGAAAAUUUACGAGAAUAAAUGAGCAAAAGUAUACUUGAAUUUCACGCAAGAAAAAGCUCCGCAGAAGAAUCUUUGAAGUCUUCGUAGAAUUGUCUCCUCACAUGAGGUAUUCACUAUCUUGGAUUCGUUUUAGGCAUUUCCGAUUUUUUCGUGCAUUUACAUACAGGUAUUCUGAAUCCCCCCCUUUUUUUUUUAAAUCAAGACAGAACGGCUUGCUCGAAUUCAAAUCUGCGCUAAAGAAGUACUGUCAUUUAUUUUAUUGUCCGCAUGUAUGGUGACACAAGUAUGAGAAAUGUUUGAUAUUUUUUCGCGUGAACUGUGUCACAAGUACUUGAAUAUGAAAGCACAUCGGUUAGUCAACUCAUGUUGUGCUUACUCGCGAUCAUCUGAUACUGAACGGAAUCUGAAGUUGCUGUCGCGUCCUCGCACUCAUUAAAUUAUAGUGAAGUUA